GUGCAAUCUUAGAACAUUUUACCGUGCAACUGGGCGAAAGUAAUGAUACCAAAUUGAAAGAGCACCGUCAUCUAGUGACAAGUCCUACAGUGAAUGCCUUUUUAAUUUUGUUGUAUUAUAAAACCAUGUAUUUCCGGUUUGUAGAUACAGAUGGCGCUUGUUGCUGUUAGCCGACUAAGUUGAAAGUACGGUUUUAGUUCAUUACAGCUGUAGUGACGAAGUGACCAUUUUAUUCUUGAAUCAUUAUAAUCCGUAUGGUGGAUGCUAAAUGUUACCAUUCAAAAAAAAAAAAAAUUUUAGUAGUUUUAUGUUAUCAUCAUUGUAUAUAUUUUGAGAUAUAGUUUAAACAAAUAAAUUAUAAAAACUGCCAUAAUUUUAAUUUAAUUUAAAACAGUAAAAACUUGAUCUAAAUAAUUAACAAAAUUCGCGUCGUAGUAGUUAUUUUGUACUUUUUACUUGCAGUAAUGAAACAAGCUGUCAACAAUCAAUGGCGGUCUGUCUGUCGUUAGUGCCGGUUGUUUUUGUUGAUAAAUUCAUCAAUUUAUAACCUAGUGCUUCUCCGAAUCUCCGUAAUUCUUCAAGUUGAGCCACUGCUCCUUGGGUUUACGUCGAGUGUUUUCAUCAAACUAGUGCUUCUCCGUGAAUUCGUUGAGUUGAGCCCUUGCUCCUCACGAUUAGCGUCGAGUGUUUGUUCUAGUAUUUUUCGAGAUAGAGACUCUGAGACUAUAGUGCUUCUAAGUGACAUUACCAUGUCUAGUAAACGUUGUUGUGUUCCUCAGUGUGUGGAAGUCGAAGGCUCUUACAGAGUUCUUCAUUGGUUUCCAAACCCUGAUAAGGACAUUGCUCGUUUCCGAACAUGGGUUCAUGCUAUUGGAGGAGAAAUUUUGAGUCUGAGCAAUGAAAAUAUUUAUAAACUUCGUCGAGUUUGUCAUGCUCAUUUCGAAGAGAAAUAUUGUUGCCGUUACAACAAAAUUUCUAACAUAGCUGUUCCAACAUUACAUAUGCCAGGACCUUUAUCAAAAUUUAUCUGCACUGAUAGAAAACCAUUGAGGGAAGUUGAAAAUUUACCUUCUACUUCAAAAGGACCACUAUCACUUCAAGAUUCCCAAAAACCAUUAAAAGAAAAUGAAGCACCAGCACCAGCUACUGUUGAACCUGAUACAGUUGUUGAGAAUCUUGAAAUACAAGAAUACAAAUUGGAGGAUAAAUAUGGUCCAAACACUGCUAAAAAAGUAGUGACUCAUAAGAAAAUGACCAAAAAUGAGCGAUCCUUAUACCAAAAAUUGGUAAACAUUAGGAUUAAGUUAUCGAAGUGUCGGAACAGAGCACAGAAACAAUCCCUGCAAUUAAAAGCAGCCAAAAAUUUUAUGAAGAAUAGCAACUUUAUAGCUACUAUUAACAAUAUGCCAAGUGCUGCUAAACUUUUAACCAUGUUGCAGUUUAGAGAGUCUAAAAAGAAAGAAAAAGGCAGAAGAUUUUCUACUGAAGAAAAAAUAUUGGCUUUGGCAAUGCUGAAGCAAAGCCCCAAAGGCUAUCGAUUUCUGCGAAGAAUGUUGGUUUUGCCUUCACAGCAAAUACUAAAUACAUUUUUAAACCAGCCUAAAUAG
This is a messenger RNA of Colias croceus (clouded yellow), 1607 nucleotides long. RefSeq lists its product as uncharacterized. The record is from RefSeq and is a predicted model, not a curated record. Lineage: Eukaryota; Metazoa; Arthropoda; Insecta; Lepidoptera; Pieridae. The transcript has 6 exons. Bases 750 to 1607 code for a protein of 285 amino acids.